AUGUCCAUGCUGAACAAGAGACUCUUCGAGCUGUGUGUUACAGAAAAGAUUAAUUUGGAGAUUAUCCUGGAAUGUUUGCUGCUGGUGUGCGAAAACGGGCAAAUUCUGCCUCCGGAAAUUAUUGACCGGACAUUUGACGACAAAUCGGCAAAACCACAACUGCAGGUUACUCUACUUCGUUUGGCUUGCGCAAUCGUCCAGAACAACCAGCCGAUACCGAAAGCCUUCACACAGAAGAUAGUGACGGAUUUUUGCUCGGGCACCUUUCCAAAUCUGUUCGAAAAUCCUGAAAAUUGUGCAAAGUUCAACAUUAUCACCAAACUGAUGAACAGCAUCGAGGUUCUCAAUACGGCUGAAGUUACCGCUAAACUAUGCGAAGGCUGGAAAAUAGAAAGCGGCGGUGACUAUCGUCAAAGACUUAGCAUACUUUUGGCCCUGGCGAGUCAGGCAAACUCAGUUUCUGCGGCGUGGAUAGAUCCACAGCGGCUGAAGACCGUCUUCGUAGAAGCGAUGAGUUCGGGUGACGACCAGAUGAUUGAAACGGCGCUGAACGGUUUCAUUGCUCUGAGCCGGCACACAUCUCCGGCAAAAGCAGCGCUGUAUGACGACAGCGAUUUCAGACUGUUGCUGGAAUUUCAACGAUCUGCUUCGUCCACCGGUUCCAAGACCAACGUGGAACUGCUGAUCGAUCUUUCCGUGUUGUGCAAGCUGGAUGACUAUGAAUUCUUUGAAUCGCAUCAUUGUCAAGUCCGACUGCAGAAAAUCUUCGAAAGCGAUACCGACCCGAAAAUUGUUUUCGCAGCACUCAAGAUCGUACAGAGCUAUCCGCGGUUUUCUCGAUUACCGGAAAAAACUCUAGAAACCAUUGGGUUCGCCAAGCUCAGCGCAAAUAAUCCGGAAGUUUCUAGCUUAUGCGAAAACGUGAUAGUGGCGGAUCUGAAAAAUGGAGUUAAGCCUACGGAAAAUCUCAAAGCGUAUAUUUCAACCGAUCAGCGAAGUGAAAGCGCGUCUCUGAUCUAUAUGAAUGGAGUCAAUAGCGACAAGAAUUCCAGCAAGCUGUUAAAUGCGGAUGCCACGGCAGACUCUCUGACUAUGGUGCUGAAUGAAAGUAGUCAAUUUGAUCUGGAUGAGCGAACGUUAGCGGCAUUGCUGGAAAACAAUUUCUCCCGUUUUGAUAUUCUUGCAGAGUAUCUAGCAGGAACCGAGCUGCUCAUGCAAAGUAUUCCGGUUACUGUCGCUCAACGACAGAGAAUGGAACGCAAUAUCAAAAAGCUUUGCCGAAACGGAGUGAUGCUUAGCGAUCUGCAACAACUCCUUACUGUAUGUUCGGCUGCUUCUGCUACACUGAGAUCAUUUGAGCACGCCGUUGGCCAAGCGCACCAGUAUAAAUUAGAGGGCGCGUCGUUCGCCGCUCUUCGGCAGACAGUUUCCCUUGUCCAUUUCGAAUCAGAAAUCGUAGCAGCAAUCAACGAAUCAGAAAUCGUAGAAGCAAUCAACAAAUUCCCCCACGAGAAGGCCUUCGAGGGUAAGCACGGUGUGAAACAAGCAGCGCACAUUGUCAACGAAUUCCUUCACAAUAGCACGCGGGUGCCGUACAAAUGGAGCUAUCCACCCGAGCGCUUCGGGAAAGGCAGUAACGAAUCAGAAAUUCUGCAGCUGCACAUAUCCAGCAUCUUCAGCGCUGACCUGCGUAGUCGGUUUUACAAAUCAGAUACUGUGGUUAGCACAUGGUCCGCUAGGGAUAUUGCCAACUGGGCGCGGCAAGCUGUUGUCCGAAAAACUGAAUAUCGACCCGUGGAAUUCGUAACGGAGGCCUUGGCCAUCGCGCGAGUAGCCCUGCAAAUAUUUAAAAAUUUUGUUCUGACAAAAGUGCAGAUUUUGAGUUGCCUCGAAGCUUUGUGCGCACUGGAAAAGGACACAACAACGAAAGGUCAGCUACAGCAAGUCGCCACCGGAUCCGGUAAAUCCGCAAUCGUUGCGGUAUUAGCCGCGGUCAAGGCGCUGGAAGGUCACACCGUGGACAUUUACACCAGCAGUCCGGUGUUGGCGGAACGCGACGCGCAGGAAUGGGCGCCGUUCUACCAAAUGUUCGGGCUGACGUGCGGACACAACGGCGAUAAAGGCGUGUACGUUGCCAAGAAGAAGUCGUGCUACGAUCAGCGGAUUGUGUACGGCGAAUGUGCACAGUUCCAGUUCGAUUAUCUGCGGGAUAAGUACAGUGGAUUGGGUACACUGGGCGGCCGCAGCACGGACUUCGCUAUCGUCGACGAAGUGGACUCUGCUUUAAUCGACGAUAGUGCGAAACUAGCUCGUCUGUCAACGACCUUGCCGGAAAUGGAUACUCUGCAUGUUUUGUACUGUCUCAUCUGGGAUCGUCUGUUACAUAUACAGUCCCAUCUGUUUUCCCUCCUCGAACGACAGUUCUACGUUGAAGGACUAAUCACAAGAGGUGAAUCCGUUAGCACCUUAUCGUACCAGUUUACAAACGCGGAAGACGAACUGCUCGUAAUUCGUAAUCUGGUCAAGUUUAUUUCGGAAGCAUCGAAUGAUGAUUUGCUCAAGGCCAGAAUCUUCGUCGUGGACGAUCUCGAGACGUUCGUCAAACACCACAUGUUUGCGCACGCUCAAUCCAUACUGGAAUCUGAGACUCUCGGUCUGCAAUUCCCUGUCAACCUCCAAGACUUCACACGGAACCAAAUUCCGCUGUGGGUGGAGAGCGCACUAACCGCCGUCCAUUACCAGGAAAACGUCCAUUACAUUGUCGAUGAGGGGCAGAUUAAGCCAGUGGACUACCUGACUACCGGCGUGGUGCAGUCCAGUACCAAUUGGAACAACGGGCUCCAUCAGUUCUUGCAGCUGAAGCAUUCGUUGAAGAUCCAUUCAGAAACUGUGACGACUAACUUCUUGUCGAAUUAUUCCAUGUUCAGCAAGUACGGCACCAACAUUAUCGGCUUUACCGGAACAUUGGGAUCCAGCUUCGAACGGGAGGUUAUGUACAACAUUUACCAUGCAAAGCUGCUCGUUUUGCCAGAGACCCACUUUAAACGCUAUAUCCAGUUUCCAGAUAUCUGCGUGGAAACCGACGAGCAGUGGCUAAAAGAGAUCGUCAUUACGACGAUGGCGGAAACGUCGAAGAAGCGGGCGGCUCUGGUGAUCUGCGAAACCAUCAAAACGGCGCAUCUAAUUGCUUCAGCUUUUUCCGGCUUUAAGGUCAAAGUCAAGCUGUAUGUAAAAAACCAAGAAGGACAAGAAAAGCAAAUCGAACGCCUGCACCCUGGCGACGUCGUUGUGGCGACAAAUCUCGCGGGUCGCGGUACCGAUUUGAAGACCACGGAAAUCGAAGAAUACGGCGGACUGCACGUGUGCCUCACAUUCCUGCCACACAGCCAACGAACAGAAGAGCAGGCAUUCGGGCGAACGUCGCGACAAGGCAACAAAGGCACUGGGCAACUGAUUAUCAUCGCCGACCCACACUCCGAUUACCGGCACCAGCGCGACCUCGAAGAAAAACGCUUGCUGGAGGAUUUUCGUGACCGUGAACUGCCGUACAUUCAGAUGAAAGGGAAGCUUUUUGAAGAAUUCUGCGAAUAUUAUAAUAGCGUUCGCCAACAGCUGCAAGGUCAACGCAGUUUCUGGAAAAACAUGGGGGACGGAGUAAAGGAUGUAGCACAGUCGUGGUUCGGUGCUGGAAGUGGCAGCGCUCCUUCGCUAUUCGAAACAAUUGUGCUUUUGUCCGUGGAAGAGCAGUGGGCGAAAUUUCUUCUUAUGGUCGACCGCGAAAAAUGUGAUAGCAAGAAGGCACAGGCAGAAUUCCAGAUUUUUAAGGCAGAACUGGAGAAAGCGGAAAGUAAUCAAGAACUUAUUAAGGCCGCCAGCAACGCCUUCUACUUUGUGCAAUUGGGAAAUUUUGAAUAUGUCAAUGAACGGCACGCAGCGGCUACGGAAUACUACAAACUAGCCGUACAAAUAGAUCCACCGUUUGCUGUCGGUGCGCAAAUGGGCCUUGCCGCAGCAUCGCUAAACGCCGGUGAUUCAGCGGACUAUAAACGAAAAGCGGUGGAGGAAUUUAACAGCGUUCUCAGUCUACUGUAUAAAGAGAUGUCCGUCAUUAACACGAUGCAAACUUUGUCUCAAAAGCCAUUCUCUCCGGGUUCAGCUUCCGAUACACCGCUUUUCCAGCAGCUCAUACAAAAGGCGAAUCUCCUGGGCUAUUUCAUCAACACCAUUUAAUCCAAUAUUGACGCAACGGAAAGGUCACUACGAGAAGUCAACCUGGAAUAUCAGACGAAAUCAGACAGGCGCACUACGCGUAUCCGUCUGCCGAAUGGCCUUCUACUGAAGAAUUCGAAGACCCGAUGUCUAGAUGAAAAGCUGAAGCCGUUUGAAAAGUUCAGUUUGACGUUUCACGAUCAAACGGUGCACCAUGAUAGGGUCGAGAAGGAUCAGGCGCUUGAAACUCUUCCUGGGAUGAUGGCUGUGGCUGUGAAAGUGCAUUUGAGCUGUGAAUCUGCCGAUAUCGUAAAGCUUCUCGACGAACCAAAUUUUAAACUAUUCAAGAAGGUUCCCGAAGUUAGCGUAGAAGUUCUCAAGAUGCACCGCGAUUUCGAUAAAGGAGGAAAGCUGCCAUUUCAGUUCAACGAUAUCAAGGAUUUAGGUGUUAGCAGUUUUGAUUUGGAGAUUUCUGGUCAUCAGCAAACCUUGAUAGACGCCGCCGAGAAUCUAUUAAAGAAAUCGAAGACAUUUGACCACGAUACGAUCGUUCUUGUAGCAACUAACGAUACUGUCACGGUGUAUACUCUAGCCGCCCAUGAUGGCGAUUAGCUAUGGAAAUGCUCCUCUUAAUGGAUUUUAGGCUGGAUCAUCAGUGUCUCUGAUCUUGAUUUAUCCAUUUUUAUGUAUUUUCUCCCAUUUAUCCCCUUUUAUGAAUAAAAGAUGUUAUUUAGGGACACCCAUGUUUCCCC
Molecule: messenger RNA, 4961 nt
Organism: Paramacrobiotus metropolitanus
Lineage: Eukaryota; Metazoa; Tardigrada; Eutardigrada; Parachela; Macrobiotidae
Exons: 5
Coding region: 1-4230 (1409 amino acids)
Biological process (GO): protein targeting; protein import
Cellular component (GO): membrane
Molecular function (GO): ABC-type protein transporter activity; ATP binding
Source: RefSeq, a predicted model, not a curated record